GCAAUAACCUGCACUUUCAAACUGAAGUUCUAUCUUAACUGCUUUUAGCGCCACAAACAGUAAUCAUGUCCCUCGUCGAAGAAAACUGGCAAACAACAAGACUAACUAUCAGAGAAAGAGCCAAGUUUGUUUUCAACAACGACCGCUUCAGCGAUAUCAAGUUCACUGUUUGGAAGGUGGAUGGUGAAAGCGAAGGUAAACAAACGAUUCCAGCUCACAAGUUCGUGCUGUCGAUCAGUAGUCCUGUGUUUGAAGCCAUGUUUUACGGUGAGUUGGCGGAGACUAAAGACUCCAUUGAACUGCCUGACUGUGAGUACGAGAGUCUGCUGGAGUUGUUUCGUUACUUGUACAGCGAUGAAGUGAACUUGAGCGGAAGUACUGUGAUGGGAGUGUUGUAUUUGGCGAAGAAAUACAUGGUGCCUUCACUCGCUGAAAAAUGUGCCGAAUAUCUCCUCAAAAGCCUGGAUCUAUCUAAUGUUUUCAGUAUCCUUCCCUCUGCUCAGAUAUAUGAAGAGAAAGACCUGGUGGAAAGAUGCUGGAAAGUGAUCGACGAAAAGGCAGAGGAAGUUGUAGAAUCAGACGGAUUUGCGACAAUUGAGAGGUCCUUACUUGGGUCAAUAGUCGUAAGAGACACUCUGGCAAUUGAAGAGAUAGAUCUGUUCAAAGCAGUUGACAUGUGGGCCACUAAACAAUGCGAAAGGCAAGGCUUAGAGGCGGAUGGUGAAACGAAAAGAAGAAUUCUCGGAGAACAAACAGUUACGGCGAUACGCUUCCCUACAAUGAGUCAGGAAGAUUUUAUGAAUGUUGUUUUACUCACUGAUAUUCUUACAAAAGCCGAAAUUGCCAGUGUUGCUAGACACGUAAGCUUUAACUCCAAGUUUCCAGCGGUAUUUCCCGAAACAACAAGAUCUGGUUCAGCUGGUAAAAUUCAACGAUGUUGUAGAUUCAACUCACCACCUCGCAGUACAUGGGCGUACAAAGGCAGGCCAGAUGUCAUCGAUUUCUCUACAGACAGAGACAUUACCUUAUGUGGAUUAUGCCUCAAUCGUAAAGAGGACAGCACUUAGUGCGUAGACUUCAACCUGAAGACGGUCGGAUCUGAGACAGUGUCAAUGUCUUUGCAAACUGGACCAUUGCACACAAAUCAAUUACAGGCCAAGAAUUUCAAUUAUAGCGGUGUUGAACUGAAUUUCAGCACAGAAACCAUGUUAAAGAAAAACACCCGAUACCGUUUAAGUGCUUUAAUAAGAGGUCCUAUUUCAAAGCGUGGAGUCAACGGUGUCAGUUCCGUUCAGCGUUCAGGAGUAACUUUCACAUUCAUGAACAGUGACACUGCAAAAGAUAAUGGAAGUUCUGUUAUUUCUGGGCAGUUUCCCGAACUGAUCUUUCGUCUUAAAUAAUCAAUGAAUGAUAAAACAGUCUGGCUGUUUAGUAUCUGAUGGGUAUUCUGAACGCUGAAGGCACUUUUUCUGACUUUUCAAUGAUCUUACUAAAUUUGUCGAGAUGUUUAUCCUCAGUAUCAUGGGAUCAUUGUUGUUGAUGACUUUAACAUAGACAUGCUACAAAAUAAGAGAAAACAGACUUAAGACGAUCUUUAGUGUUGCCGGUUUUACUCAGAUAAUUAAUACUGCUUGACUUGCACCUAGCAUAACAUCUUCGACUGUCAAUCGUUCCUUUUUCAUUUAAAUCUUCAUUGACGACAUUGGGUGCUACUUUUCAACCUCAAAUGAGUUUAUGUUUCAAAGCCAAAUUUCCGCACGCAAGUUCAACCCCAUCAAUGAUAUCCGUGGUUUGUAGUGCUCAUAAUGGACAUGGCGUUCUUGCAACAAUAAGCAACACAAAGUUUGAGACAAUUGCCUAUGUUUCUGAAUGUUGGACAAAUUAUUCCUCUCGCUGAUUAGAUUCCGCUGAUGCCCGACCCCGGCUGCUUUGUUGUGUAUGACAACAUUGAGAAGGGAAACUAGGAAGCAUAAGGAGACAAUGCGACCGUAAGAAAAAAAAAAAUAAUUUUCAUAGACAAAAUGUCUCACCUCCUUUUGUCGCUUAUUGUGGCUUGCUGUACUGUCACCUUUGUUAGGCAAUUUUCAUUUCCUUACUCCUUGAACCCUUCUUUUGUGCACGGACUAACUCUUCCUGCAUAUACCGAGAUUCGCACGCGAAAAAUACAAUAAAUUGCG
Stylophora pistillata is the source of this 2177-nucleotide messenger RNA. Its product is annotated as BTB/POZ domain-containing protein 6. The record is from RefSeq and is a predicted model, not a curated record. Gene Ontology annotation, biological process: neurogenesis. Gene Ontology annotation, molecular function: protein binding. Gene Ontology annotation, cellular component: cytosol. Lineage: Eukaryota; Metazoa; Cnidaria; Anthozoa; Scleractinia; Pocilloporidae.